Medicago truncatula (barrel medic) is the source of this 2429-nucleotide messenger RNA. RefSeq names its product potassium transporter 5. The transcript has 8 exons. Gene Ontology annotation, cellular component: membrane. Gene Ontology annotation, molecular function: potassium ion transmembrane transporter activity. Bases 1 to 2238 code for a protein of 745 amino acids. NCBI's taxonomy places the organism in Eukaryota, Viridiplantae, Streptophyta, Magnoliopsida, Fabales, Fabaceae. Gene Ontology annotation, biological process: potassium ion transmembrane transport. The record is from RefSeq and is a predicted model, not a curated record.
AUGUCUUCUGAACCUAAAGUUGUGAUAAAAGAGGAGGAAGAUAACAACACGGAGCAUAAUCAUCAUGACAAUCGAGUUUAUGAUCAUUCUCAUUUUUCAACCCAAAAACGUGAUUCUCUUGACAUGGAAUCACGCAGUUUACCUUCUUCAUCACAUGCUUCUAAAGGGCCAUCGAUGGCAGUGAUUAUGCAACUAGCGUUUCAAAGCAUGGGAAUUGUGUAUGGAGACCUAGGAACAUCACCUUUGUAUGUGUAUACAAGUAUUUUCGCCAAUGGUGUAAAGGACAACGAUGAUAUUUUAGGGGUUUUUUCUUUGAUCUUUUACACCAUCACUCUUGUAACUCUUGUUAAGUAUGUAUUCAUCGUCUUGCGUGCUACUGAUAAUGGGGACGGAGGGACUUUUGCUUUAUAUUCUUUGAUAUGCCGUUAUGCCAAAGUGGGAAUUCUUCCAAAUCAACAAAUUGAAGAUGCUGAAGUGUCUAAUUACAAGCUGGAGUCACCCAAAGAUAGUAGCAUGAAGAGGGCUUCAUGGCUUAAAUCUAUUAUUGAGAAGAGCUACACUAUCAAGAUACUCCUCUUGCUAGUUACAAUGCUUGGCACUUCUAUGGUCAUUGGGGAUGGAAUUCUCACUCCCUGCAUAUCCGUUUUGUCUGCUAUGGGAGGGAUCAAGGUAGCUGCACCAUCAAUAACUGACAAUAUGGUUGUUGAGCUAUCCAUAUGUGUCCUGAUAUUCCUUUUCAUGGUUCAACGACUUGGAACUGAUAAAGUGGGUUACAGUUUUGCUCCUAUUAUGUGUCUGUGGUUCACCAUGAUUGGAGGCAUUGGUUUGUACAAUUCAAUCAAGUAUGAUCCAACAGUGUUGAAAGCAUUAAAUCCAAAAUACAUAGUAGAAUAUUUUAUCAGGAACAAGAAAGAUGCCUGGAUUUCUCUUGGUGGGGUUGUGAUGUGCAUUACAGGAGCAGAAGCACUAUUUGCUGAUGUUGGACAUUUCACAGUGCGGUCUAUACAGAUAAGCACGUGCGGUCUUGUUUACCCUGCUCUCAUACUUGCCUACACUGGACAAUCCUCUUAUCUUCGCAAACACAAUGACGCUGCUACUGAUGCUUUCUAUAAGUCCGUACCACAUGCUUUAUAUUGGCCAAUGUUUGUUGUUGCUGUUAUGGCAGCAAUCAUAGCUUCUCAAUCCUUGAUCUCUGGGGCUUUUUCUAUAAUCCAACAAUCCCUCUCACUUGGAUGUUUUCCUCGUGUGAAAAUCGUACACACAUCAAUCAAGUAUCCAGGACAAGUCUACAUCCCUGAAAUUAAUUUCCUUCUCAUGAUUUCUUGUAUCGCAGUCACUGCUGUAUUUAAAACUACAAUAGAAAUCGGCAAUGCUUAUGGGAUUGCAGUUGUAAUGGUGAUGACUAUUACAUCGACUCUUAUGGUGCUAGUCAUGAUAAUGAUAUGGAAGACACAUAUACUUUUAGUGAUAACUUAUGUCCUUAUUAUAAGUUCUUAUGAGUUUCUUCUUUUAAGCUCAGUGCUGUACAAAUUCAAUGAAGGAGGGUACCUUCCUCUAGCCUUCGCCGCAGUGCUAAUGACAGUCAUGUAUGUUUGGAAUGAUGUGUAUAGAAGAAAGUAUUCUUAUGAAUUGGAUCACAAGAUUUCUCCAGAGAAACUUAAAGAGGUUGCUUGCGGAAGAAACUUAGUUCGAAUACCAGGACUUGCAUUGUUCUAUUCUGAACUUGUUCAAGGAAUCCCGCCUAUUUUCAAGCAUUAUGUCGAAAAUGUUCCUGCUUUGCACUCCAUUGUUGUUUUUGUUACCAUCAAGUCCUUGCCUAUUAGCAAAGUUCCAAUUGAAGAGAGGUUCCUCUUUCGACAAAUAGAAGAACAUCAAGAAAAGGUAAACCUGAACAUGUUUAGGUGUGUUGCUAGAUAUGGAUACGCUGAAGCACGGAACGAUCCUUUUGAGGAUUUAUUGGUCAAAAGGCUGAAGAAAUUUCUUGAAGACAAAUACUUAAUAACUCAUGGUGAUAAAGAGAGUUUGAUGCAAGAGGCUAUUGAAAAAGCUGCGGGAGAUGGAAUUGUUCACUUGAUUGGUGAAAGUGAGGUGAUUGCUAGCAAAGGAAGUGGCAUAAUAAAGAGGAUUCUGAUAGAUUAUGCUUAUGAUUUUGUGAAAAGAAACUUGAGGCAGGGUAAUAAAGUGUUUGAUAUUCCUCAUAAACGUAUGGUCAAGGUUGGAAUGAUUUAUCAACUUUAAACAACUAAAUAAAUGGUUCAAUAGUAAAUAAAAUAAGAGAUCGAUUCAGAAGAGAAUCAGAAUAAUGAUGAACCGUAUGUUAAAAGAGUUGUUAAGAAAUGAUUCAUAAUUGUCACCUAAGCUGGUUAGUUAAGAUUUUGUUACAAAACUAGUUAGUUAGGGAGUUAGCUUGUUCUACAAGCAAGUGUUAG